This is a messenger RNA of Dromaius novaehollandiae (emu), 6815 nucleotides long. RefSeq names its product neuropilin 1 (gene NRP1). The record is from RefSeq and is a predicted model, not a curated record. The transcript has 18 exons. Gene Ontology annotation, cellular component: axon; plasma membrane; focal adhesion. Gene Ontology annotation, biological process: vasculogenesis; sprouting angiogenesis; vascular endothelial growth factor signaling pathway. Bases 568 to 3336 code for a protein of 922 amino acids. NCBI's taxonomy places the organism in Eukaryota, Metazoa, Chordata, Aves, Casuariiformes, Dromaiidae. Gene Ontology annotation, molecular function: semaphorin receptor activity; vascular endothelial growth factor binding; vascular endothelial growth factor receptor activity.
GGGGAGGGGGAGGGGACUGGGGCUUGGUAGACGGCGGCUCCUCUGCCUCUCUUAUUGCCGCUGAGUUGCGCUCCUCUUCCUCAGGCUGUGAGCAGGAGCCGCCCGGGCGCUUCCCCCUUCGCGGCCGGCCCGAGUCCCCGCGGCGGCGGCGGGCGGCGCGCUCGCUCCCGCCGGGGCAGAGCACCCCCGCCCCGUGCCCGAGCCCUCCCGGCAGAGCGCGUCCGAGGUGCCGGCAGCCCCGAGGAUUUUUGUCUGUCUUGUUUGUGUGUUUGUUUUUUUUUUUUUUCCUCGUUUUCAUUUGGCUUUCUAGUCUCGCUGGGAAUGGUAGGGGCAGUGGCGCCUGGAGAAGGAACAAGUGUGGGGAAAGGGAGAGGGAGCCGGAGCUAAAUGACAGGAUGCGGGCGACUUGAGGCGCAAAACGAGAAGCCAGCCUCUCUCUGCCACGGGGACUGCCCUUGCGGACCGCGCUUUCUGCUCCCAACUCCAGCUGGAGGAUUUAAGACCUAGGAAGAGUUGUGUGUGGAGGGCAUUUUUUUUUUCCUCCUUUCCCUGCGCUCGGAAGGCAAGAUGGAUUGGGGACUUCUGCUGCACUGUGCAGCCCUCACCUUCACCCUCGCCAGGGCUCUGCGAAGCGACAAAUGCGGCGACACUAUCAAAAUCUUAAACCCCGGGUACCUCACCUCUCCGGGCUACCCCCAGUCCUACCACCCAAGCCAGAAGUGCGAGUGGCUGAUCCAGGCCCCGGAGCCCUACCAGAGGAUCAUGAUCAACUUCAACCCCCACUUCGACCUGGAGGACCGCGACUGCAAGUAUGAUUAUGUUGAAGUGAUUGAUGGAGAUAAUGCUGAAGGACGCUUAUGGGGAAAGUACUGUGGAAAAAUUGCUCCUCCUCCUUUAGUGUCUUCGGGACCAUAUCUUUUUAUUAAAUUCGUUUCCGACUAUGAAACUCAUGGAGCAGGAUUUUCUAUCCGUUACGAAGUUUUCAAAAGAGGACCUGAAUGUUCCAGAAACUUUACUUCAUCAAGUGGAGUGAUAAAGUCUCCUGGGUUCCCUGAAAAAUAUCCCAAUAGCCUUGAAUGCACUUAUAUUAUCUUUGCACCAAAGAUGUCAGAGAUUAUACUGGAAUUUGAAAGCUUUGAACUAGAACCUGAUUCGAAUACUCCAGGGGGAGCGUUCUGUCGCUAUGACCGAUUGGAAAUCUGGGAUGGAUUCCCCGAUGUUGGCCCGCACAUAGGGCGUUAUUGUGGGCAGAACAACCCAGGCCGCGUUCGCUCAUCAACAGGGAUUCUUUCAAUGGUAUUUUACACCGACAGUGCGAUAGCAAAAGAGGGUUUCUCAGCAAACUACAGUGUGUCACAGGGCAGCGUAUCAGAAGAUUUCCAGUGCAUGGAACCACUAGGUAUGGAGUCAGGAGAAAUUCACUCUGACCAAAUCACUGUCUCCUCCCAGUACAGCACUAUCUGGUCUUCAGAAAGGUCCCGACUAAAUUACCCUGAAAAUGGAUGGACCCCAGGGGAAGAUUCUGUCAGAGAAUGGAUACAGGUAGAUCUAGGCCUUCUCCGCUUUGUUUCUGGAAUUGGGACCCAAGGAGCCAUCUCAAAAGAAACUAAGAAAGAAUAUUAUCUGAAAACAUACCGCGUAGAUGUCAGCUCCAAUGGAGAGGACUGGAUUACUCUUAAGGAGGGAAACAAGCCUGUCGUAUUUCAAGGGAACAGCAAUCCCACUGACGUUGUUUAUAGACCUUUUGCCAAACCAGUUUUAACACGUUUUGUGCGAAUUAGACCUGUAUCUUGGGAAAAUGGAGUAUCACUGAGAUUUGAAGUUUAUGGCUGCAAGAUAACAGAUUAUCCUUGCUCUGGGAUGUUGGGAAUGGUCUCUGGGCUCAUUCCUGACUCUCAGAUUACUGCAUCUACUCAAGUUGAUCGAAACUGGAUCCCAGAAAAUGCUCGCCUCAUAACAAGCCGUUCAGGCUGGGCACUACCACCGACUACUCAUCCAUAUACAAACGAAUGGCUUCAAAUAGACCUUGGUGAAGAGAAAAAAGUGAGGGGCAUAAUUGUUCAAGGAGGCAAGCACAGAGAGAACAAAGUAUUCAUGAAAAAAUUCAAGAUUGGCUACAGCAACAAUGGAUCAGAUUGGAAAAUGAUCAUGGAUUCCAGCAAGAAAAAGAUAAAGACUUUUGAAGGCAACACCAACUAUGAUACUCCUGAACUGCGGACUUUUGAACCUGUAUCGACUAGAUUCAUCCGAGUCUACCCUGAGAGAGCCACACACGGAGGACUGGGACUGCGAAUGGAACUGCUGGGCUGUGAACUUGAAGCUCCUACGGCUGUCCCCACCGUUUCCGAAGGCAAACCCGUAGAUGAGUGUGACGAUGACCAGGCAAACUGUCACAGUGGAACAGGUGAUGACUACCAACUGACAGGUGGUACUACGGUGCUGAAUACAGAAAAGCCAACAGUAAUAGACAAUACAUUACAACCAGAAUUGCCGGUAUACAAUUUCAACUGUGGAUUUGGCUGGGGUUCCCACAAGACUUUGUGCCACUGGGAACAUGACAACCAGGUGGAUUUAAAAUGGGCAAUCCUGACCAGCAAAACUGGGCCUAUUCAAGAUCACACAGGAGAUGGCAAUUUCAUUUACUCGCAAGCUGACGAAAGCCAGAAGGGCAAAGUCGCCCGGCUGCUGAGCCCUGUGAUUUACUCGCAGAACUCUGCCCACUGCAUGACUUUCUGGUAUCACAUGUCCGGCGCCCAUGUCGGCACCCUGAAGAUCAAACUGCGAUACCAAAAGCCCGACGAAUACGACCAGGUGCUGUGGACCCUGAGCGGGCACCAGGCAAACUGCUGGAAGGAAGGACGCGUUCUUCUUCAUAAGUCUGUGAAACAUUAUCAGGUGGUUAUCGAGGGAGAAAUUGGAAAAGGAAACGGAGGCAUUGCCGUGGAUGAUAUUAACAUUGACAAUCAUGUAGCACAAGAGGAUUGCCGAAAAUCAACUGAUGUGGAGAAUGAAAUAGAUGAAGAGGACCCAGAAAGUAAUCAAACAGGGUUUACACCUCCAUAUCAUACAGAUGAGGACUACAAUGAUAACAUCUCCAGGAAACCAGGCAACGUCCUGAAGACCCUAGAUCCAAUCCUCAUUACUAUCAUAGCCAUGAGCGCACUCGGGGUGCUUUUAGGAGCCAUCUGUGGAGUUGUCCUGUACUGUGCCUGUUGGCACAAUGGGAUAUCAGAGAGGAACUUGUCUGCACUGGAGAAUUACAAUUUUGAACUGGUCGAUGGUGUAAAAUUGAAAAAAGAUAAACUAAACACACAGAAUUCUUAUUCGGAAGCAUGAAGGUAUAAAGCGACUAGAGAAGUUUCAGAGAAUUGGAAUGGAAGGACAUAACUCGGUCGUGCUGGGGAACUGUUGAUAUUCUUUUACUGUACAGGCUGAAAAGUGCAUUGAUGACACUGAGCCAAGCUAUUCUCAGGAGCUUCAAUGAGUGUGUAACGGAUAAACAUGGACAACAAUCUGUGUUAACAAUCUGAAUCAUGUACAGUCUGCUUUUUCUGUUGGUUUUAUUUGAAAUAAUCAAAUGCUGGUGUUGAGACCAAGUAUGAUUGACUUAUAGUUCAUUAUGUCUUUCUUUCUCUCCCUCUCUUUCAUUUUCUUUUAAUGGAUAAUUUUGAUUUUACUGUGCAAAAAUCCAAGAUGCUGUCACAAACUGUAUUCAGUGGGGUCCUUUGGAUGGACAUGCUGUCUGUAGCUCAGUGCCCAGAAAAUGUUGGAGUAACACCAAUUUAGUGGACUCCUGCACCUGUAUUUGUGUAUAAUUGCUCGUGUUGUGCAUAGGCAAAGAAGGGUUAGGAUGUUUUUGAAAAGUACUGCUGCAUCAGUACCGAUAUAGUGUGUCAGCUCUGUUUACGAAGCAAUACAGUCAAAUUUUAUUGAUGUUUUUCAGUGUUGUACUAAAUUUUGUGCUUGUGAACUCCAUAAAAGAGUAUGUGCCAUCAUCAGACACAACUGGCAACCGAGUGUACUGCCUAAAAUCUAAACAAAAAAGUCCUUGGCACUGGCUAGUGUAUGUCCUCUCAAGUGCCUUUUUGUUUGUACUGCUUCUCAUUGUGUUAACACUAACUACAGCUCUGCUUCUCUCUAGUUAAGGCCCUUGUCUUUAAUCAUAUUCUGAUGCUCACUGACUAAAAAAAAAAAAAAAAAGUAUAUUUUACUUUGAGAAAGUAGCCUCAGCAAGGCAAGGACUAAUUAGACUUGACAACUUGGCUCGAUUGUUCUGCUUUCUGUAUUUCAAUUUCAUGUCUCUUGACCCUUUUGUAUAAAGCUGCAAUAUCCCCUUUUAUUGUUCUUUCAUAUAGAAUGUAUUUUCAAAUGUAAAAUCUCUCUCCCUCGCUCUUUCUCUCUCUCUUUCUCUCUCUGAGUAGAUUGCAUAAGCAUUUGCCAUUGCCAAGGAAAGAAAACUGCAGCUUUAACUUGCUGGUAAUGGCAAAGGAUUUUAUUAGAGUUUGUGUUAAAAAAUAAGGGAAAAUUUUAACUUUACCCUCCAAAGUCGAACUUUGGGUUUCUUCUUAACAGCAUAAAGUGACAGUAUCUUUUUUCCUGAAGUCAUGAAAUAUGUCUUUUAUCCUGAACAACUUGCCUGUUAGUUACACUAGGGAAAAUGAUUCCCUUACUGAAAAGAUUGCCUUUAAAAUAAGAAACUUUCCUCCUCCUGCCCCUACCUGAACUAAGAGCUCUGUUCUCUCAGUAAAGUCUGUAUUUUUGUGCUAAUCAAUGCUAAUUGGGCUUACGCAUGGGUACUGAGGGCAGGAUAAAGUCCCACCGUGCACAUCGGGUAUGUCCUUACAGCUCUGUUACAUCCAACUGGCAUUUCUCCCCAGGUGCUUUCUGUCUGACCGAAAGUGCUCACGGCUGCCUGGUGCCCCUGCUCCACAGACAGUGUUAGAUUCAGUGAAUCAAAUAAUUUAAAGUCACAAAAACGUAUUUGACAAUUAUGUGGCAAUUUUUAAUAUUCUUGGGCAAUUAUUAUCGGAUAAAAAAUAGUAACAGCCUACACAGCUAGUGCAACAGGGUGAGAAGACACAAGUUACUGAAGGCAAGGCUGUGUUGCCCUCGGGUGUCCAUAGGAGAAGGCGAGGGAAGCACCCCAGUUUUUUUGCAGUGACCCAUAGGCUGCCUAACUGUAAUUUGGGAGGCUGUGAAAGAAGGCAACUUUAACCUUGCCCAGGAUAUCAGCCAGCAGGAAAAUCAGUGCAAACACUGGGGAGAGUGAUGCCCUGUAAAGUGCUGCGCUCAUAGUUUUUCUCACUGAAGUGAAGUGGAAUGAGGGAAGCAGUCUGAUUUUUUUCAGUUAGUCUUUUCCAAAAUUGCUUUCAUAGUACAGCUGUGAAGUGUCCUGCCCGGGGUUAGGACUGAGGAAGGGCUAACUCAGCCCUGAAUUGCCAGAGCAGCAGAAUCCACGACUGUUUCUCCAUUAAAUGUUUUGAAGCUUACUAUUUAACCAGUACAAACUAUAAAAGAGAAAAUCCUGCAGAAAAUUCCUCAGUUGCUUAGAAAUUCAGGAAGGAGGAGGGAGAUUGGAGAUAAAAACAUGAGUUCAGAAGGUGAAAAAAUUUUACAGGAAUACAGAGCAGAAAAACAAGUGGACAAUUGCUAAUUCAAAGGACUCCUAAAGGCAGAGACUAUGGUGAAUAUUCAAAAAUACCAAACCUUAGAUGCCUAAACUGGAAGAGUGGCCUCCACAGGCUCCUUGGGUCCCCCAGAAGGGCAUUUGAGCACCUAAGGCCCAAAAGUUAGGCUAUGACACUUCCCUUCUAGAGUAAAAAAACUGCCCUCGCUAGCACAAGUGACAAACUCAGUUUGGUUGUAUGUAAUCCAACCAUAUUGGUAUCGCAGCAGCUAGUUAAUUAACCCAAAGAAAAAGAAAGAUUUUUCAAAACUAUUUUCAGUACACCGUCAUUGCGUGAUUCAGUUGUGUUAGGAUCUGCUCUCCUUAGCUCAAAACACAUCUAGUCCAUUAACCUGACAGAGAGUUUCAUGCAUAUAUUGCCUUGAAGAGAAAAUCCCUUCUGGGGAAGCCUGGUCCAAAACCUUUUGAAGUGUUCCCAUGGAUUUCAACAGAUUCUGGAUCAGCUCUUGGUCUUGGUCUUGGUCUAUUUAAACAGUAAAGGGUUUUUUUCUGCUUUAAAUACUGAGAAUAGUGAACGUAAAAUGAAAUAUAUCUCCUUUGUGGUGUUCAGCCCUUACUAUGAUAAUGAAGAUCUAGCACUGAAGAUUUGAUUUCUCUGAAGGUAAUAGAAUGAAAGUUACCCUUCAAUAAAGGAAAAAUGAUACUGCAACUUUACAUUGAAAAAGUAUCUUGCACUGAUAAAUAUAUUUAAAAAAAUUAUAUGUUUAUAAAGUUAUUAAUUUGUAAAGGCAGUGUUACAAAAAUGUUCGGUUUAUAUUGUUUUAGAUUGUUUCAUAAUUUUUAAAGUGUAAAAUAACAUAUUUUUUUCUUUAUUGAAAAACUAUAAAAAUCUUCUGUAGUAAAAUGAUUUCAUUUUACUGGUAUAUUAUUGCUUCAUGUUUUGUACCAUCAUAAAACUUUGUGCAAAUUUUUUUUACAGAAAUUUUUAUUUUCUAUGACAAUAUGACACUUGUAAAUUGUUGUUUCAAAAUGAACAGCGAAGCCUUAACUUUAAAUGACAUUUGUAUUCUCAGACACUGAGUAGCAUAAAAAAAAAUCACAUAGAACUGAACUGUAAUUUAAAUUUCCAAACUAUGACUACUACAUUCCAAAGAAACAGUUGAAUUAAACAUUUUCAUAAAAUAUCCCA